Molecule: messenger RNA, 2499 nt
Organism: Entrophospora sp. SA101
Lineage: Eukaryota; Fungi; Glomeromycota; Glomeromycetes; Entrophosporales; Entrophosporaceae
Source: the annotation of a GenBank genome assembly
AUGCCACCAUGUUUAUCGCUGGAGGGAUCAACAACAUGUCCAGCAUUUUCACAAUAUUCUAUUUCCUCGGCAAUGUUCAAUUACGGCUCUGAUGGUUUAAAUUAUAAUUGGCUGUUGGGAGCCAGUUCAAUACAAGAGUUUGAUUUAUUACUGCGAGACUAUGUUAAUAAUGAUUAUGUUAAAUCUUAUUACAUAGAAGGAUUAAAUUGUACAAAUUUCGAUUCAAAAAGUAUGUACGUUAGGUACACUACUACAAUGAUAUGUGCUAGAUUAGUAGAAAGUGUACCUUCCAGAAUGUGCCCAUCAGAAAAAGCAAUUGAAAGGAGGUUAAUAUGCAAUAAAACUUGUAAUAGCCAUUUAUCAUCAUUGAUAGAAUCUACAAAAAAUUCUACUAUAUGUCCAACAACAUCCGAUACUUCUACAAGAUCUGUAAGAUUAAGUCUUCUAAUUGAUUGGUGUGCCGAUGGAAAUUACACUGACACUUCGCCAAGUUGUAUAUCUGGAGAACUAAAUGAGCAACUUAAUUGUGGAUUUCAACAAGAUGUAAAUUCAUUUUGUAAUUUUUGUAACAUAACCACAUCUGGUAAUAAUAAUCAAUGUUGUCAAAAUACAAAUACAAAUUGUCCCAAGACUAAUUUAUUAAGUACAUCAACAAUACCUGACCCACCUUCGCAAUCACCUCAAAUAACAACACCACCUUCACAACCAAACCCGCCGCACUUAAAAUCAUCUCAAAUAAAAAUAGAGGUUAUAAUAGGCAGAUCAAAUGAUAAUAAUAAUCAUAAGAAAAGAUCUUCGUUUUUCUCUGUUCCAUACUUUAAAGCACCUAUAUUAAAUAAUUAUAAUAGCGGAGAUGGGAGAUCGGAAAUGAUGAGCCGAUUUUCACAUUCUAAUGAUAGUAACAGUGUAUCAACACCAUUCUCGGAUAUAGGAAGUGAACUUGUCAUAGUGGUGUUUCCUUAUAGUUCACGACUUCCUGAUGAAUUAGAUUUGAUGCCUAAUGAUACGAUUAUUGUAAACCAAAUAUUUGAUGAUGGAUGGGCAGUUGGAACAAAUCAAAAUACUGGUAACAAAGGUGCAUUCCCAGUAGUUUGUGUUGCAAGCCCAAAUCUACUUAAAUAUGAUAUUUCAGAUAAUGUUAGUAGUAGUAAUUAUGGUGAUGAUAGUGGUGAUGACAUUGGAGCUGGAGCAGGAAUUGGAGUCGGAGGAAAUGAUAAUAGUAAUUUUAUUAAUCCAUCAUCACUUACAAUUCAAUCAUUAGAAAGUGGAAUCAUAUUUCGUAAUACACCAACACCUUCUUCACAAUUAUCAGAACCAAGAAAUUACAACAGACUUACGACAAAAUCUAUUUUUCAAGAGGUUCCACUUGCACCUCCAGAUGUUAUCUUCAAUCUUACUGCUUCAUAUAACGCAGAUACUGAUACUCAAAAAGUAAACUUGGGUGUUGGUGCAUAUCGUGAUGACAAUGGAAAACCUUGGAUUUUACCAGUUGUAAAAAAGGCCGAACAAAUUAUUAUAAAUAAUUCCACAUUAAAUCAUGAAUAUCUUCCCAUUACUGGACUUAAACCGUUUAAAGAAGCAGCUGUUAGAUUGAUUCUUGGUGAAAACAGUCCAGUCAUUAAAGAAAAUAGAAUUGUAAGUGUACAGACAAUAUCAGGAACAGGUGCAAACCACUUGGCAAAUCAUAAACCUAUUUUCAAUACAAUUGGAUUAGAUGUUGGGGAUUAUGUUUAUUAUAAUCCUUCAACAAUUGGAUUGGAUAUUGAUGGAUUAUUACAAUCCCUCAAGUCAGCACAAGAUGGAUCUAUUAUUUUAUUACAUGCAUGUGCUCAUAAUCCAACUGGCGUAGAUCCUACUCAAGAACAAUGGAUAAUGAUUGCUGAUGUUAUGGAAUCUAAAGGUCAUUUCCCAUUUUUUGAUUGUGCAUAUCAAGGUUUUGCAAGUGGUGAUUUAGAUAAAGAUGCUUGGGCUGUUCGUUACUUUAUUGAACGCGGGUUCGAAUUAUUAAUUUGUCAAUCUUUUGCAAAAAAUUUUGGUUUAUAUGGGCAACGUGCUGGAUGUUUAACAUUUGUUCUUAAGAAUGCUGAUGCAGCUGCAAGAGUAGAAAGUCAACUUGCAAAACUUCAACGUGCUGAAAUUUCUAAUCCGCCAAUUCAUGGAGCUCGUAUUGUUAACACUGUGUUAAAUGAUCCAGCUCUUUAUACUGAGUGGACAGAAAAUCUUAAAACUAUGAGUUAUCGUAUACAAGAGAUGCGCAAACGUCUUUAUGAAAAACUUAUUGAGCUAAAUACUCCAGGAACUUGGAAUCAUAUAACAGAUCAAAUUGGAAUGUUUUCUUAUACUGGGCUCAAAGCACAACAUGUUAAAAUGCUUAAAGAAAAAUAUCAUAUUUAUUUGGUUGAUAAUGGACGUAUUUCAAUGGCAGGAUUAAAUUCAUCAAAUGUUGACUAUUUUGCACAAGCAGUUGAUGAUGUUGUUAGAACUGUUUUGGUCCCUUGA